Molecule: messenger RNA, 261 nt
Organism: Botrytis porri
Lineage: Eukaryota; Fungi; Ascomycota; Leotiomycetes; Helotiales; Sclerotiniaceae
Exons: 1
Coding region: 1-261 (86 amino acids)
Source: RefSeq, a predicted model, not a curated record
AUGUCUCAAACCCCCUCCCGCUUCCCCCAAUUCUGGGUAUUCUGGGACCUGCCCAUCGAAAUCCGUCUCAAAAUCUGGUCUCAUCUCAUUCUACCCCCUCGAAUCAUCCAGCUAGCCAAACGACCAAACCGCGACAGCGCCCCCCUCGUCUCCCUCACCAAACCACCCAUUCUCUUCUCUAUCAACCACGAAACACGCACUCUCGCCCUCUCGACCUACACUUUCCUUCCCAUUCCACAUAUGCGCAUUCCUGUCUCCUGA